Molecule: messenger RNA, 773 nt
Organism: Drosophila mauritiana
Lineage: Eukaryota; Metazoa; Arthropoda; Insecta; Diptera; Drosophilidae
Gene: DCTN5-p25
Product: dynactin subunit 5
Exons: 3
Coding region: 92-661 (189 amino acids)
Source: RefSeq, a predicted model, not a curated record
GACCUCACACAUCAGCUGGUCAAAACAUUUUCGCAAGUGCAGUUUUCUAUUUUAUUUACUUAAAUAUUGUUCAUAAAACUGCCAAUUAAUCAUGGAAAUUCCGGAUACCUACUACAGCAAAGAUGAAUACGUGGAGACGGCUUCGGGGAACAAAGUUAGUCGCCACACGGUGCUCUGUGGAUCCCAAAACAUCAUUUUGAACGGCAAGGUGAUCGUACAGAGCGGCGCCAUCAUUCGCGGCGAUCUGGCCAAUGUCCGGACAGGAAGAUAUUGUGUGAUUGGCAAGAACUCCGUCAUCCGACCGCCGUACAAACAAUUCAGCAAGGGAAUCGCCUUCUUUCCCAUGCACGUCGGUGAACAUGUUUUCGUGGGCGAAGGGGCCGUCGUCUCGGCGGGCACCAUCGGAUCCUAUGUGUACAUCGGCAAGAAUGCCAUUAUCGGCCGUCGCUGUGUUUUGAAGGACUGCUGUGUGAUUGAGGAUGGUGCUGUCCUGCCGCCAGAAACUACCGUGUCCAGCUACAUGCGUUACACGGCGAGGGGAACCAUCGAGGGUGGCCAAGGCAAUCCGUACUUUGUGCCCGCCGCCAUGCAGGACGAGAUGAUCAACUACACUAAGUCAUUCUACGAGCAUUUCGUGAGGGCUCCAGCACCAGCCAGCUGAAAAUCAUAGAUAUUAAUCCACCAGGUGUCUACCAAUUCCAUUGAGUAACCACGGCGCCAGCCCGACAGAAAACAUUAUUUAUGAAAUAAACAUUAAAUUAGUUAUUCUAUAA